Molecule: messenger RNA, 1455 nt
Organism: Haliotis rufescens (red abalone)
Lineage: Eukaryota; Metazoa; Mollusca; Gastropoda; Lepetellida; Haliotidae
Product: gastrula zinc finger protein XlCGF8.2DB-like
Exons: 2
Coding region: 234-1223 (329 amino acids)
Biological process (GO): regulation of transcription by RNA polymerase II
Molecular function (GO): RNA polymerase II cis-regulatory region sequence-specific DNA binding; DNA-binding transcription factor activity, RNA polymerase II-specific
Source: RefSeq, a predicted model, not a curated record
CCCAGCGCGCGACACCUUCGUAAAACUAGUUCCGCGAACGGGCUAUCGCUGUGAGGAGCGUGAGGAUGAAGAUCAACAACAAGACUUGACUCUUGCAAAAGCAUAACGUGUUUCCAUCUUUAGGCGUAGACAUGUUGUAACCUGUUUUCAUGUAUGGUGUUGAUCCACAUGAAGAAGAUGUAUGAAGAAAAAACGUCAGAUCUUUGAAGGUCAAAGCUGUCUGAAUCUUUGUCAUGGAAAUAAAAAGUCAAACACAGAUAAGUGACACUAACAUCGACAAAAACACUGGAUGUGAGAGCGAACUUCUCGAAACAAGUCAUCCCCAGAAAAAUGUGGAGGAUGGGAAUGGAGUUAAGUUGUAUGAGUGUAGUGAGUGUGGAAAAGAAUUCAACAGAACAGGAAACCUGAAGACCCACAUGAUGUAUCACACUGGAGACAAGCCGUACGAGUGUGUUGAGUGUGGGAAAGCAUUUACUCAAUCGAGUAACUUGCAGAAACAUAUGCGACUUCACAGUGGAGUCAAGCCUCAUCAGUGUAUCGAGUGUGGGAAAGCAUUUACACAAUUAGGUCACCUGCAGACACACAUGAAGUGUCACAGUGGGAUCAAGCCUUUUGAGUGUGGUGAAUGUGGGAAAACAUUCACACGAUUAGGGAAUCUUCAGACACACAUGAGGUGCCAUAGUGGAGUCAAGCCUUAUGAAUGUAGUGAGUGUGGGAAAGCGUUUACUAUAUCAAGUAACCUGACCACUCACAUGAAGCGACACAAUGGCAUCAAGCCGUUUGAGUGCAGUGAGUGUGGGAAAGCAUUCACAACUUGUAAUCAGCUUGAGCGACACAUGCGGUUUCACAGUGGAGUCAAGCCGUACCAGUGUGGGGAAUGUGGGAAAACAUUUGCAGAAUCGGGGAAUCUGAAGACCCACAUGAGAAGUCACAGUGGAGAGAAGCCUUAUGAAUGUACAGUGUGUGGCAAACAAUUAGCACGAUCAGGAAGUCUGAACGAACACAUGAAGUCUCACAGUGGUGUGAGACCUUACGUGUGUCGUGAGUGUGGGAAAGCAUUUACAACUGCAGGUAACUUGAAGACACACAUGAGGUUUCACAACAGAGUCAGAAAGGUCAAGUCCUAUGACUGCAGUGUGUGUGGUAAAGAGUUUAGAAAUUCAGGUCUCCUCCAGAGACACAAAAGGUGUCACAGCAGAGCAUCCCCCAAGGACGCAGUUUAAAUUAAAUGUCUGUCUAAAUGUCAUGCAUUUAGAACCAACAAAGUUUGUAUAUCAUUUUUAUCGAAGGCUUGACCAUAUUGUACAGGUGGAGCAUUCAUCACAUUUUGUCUGACUAAAGAGUGAGUGAGUGAGUUGGGAUAAACGCUGCUUUUAACAGUAUUCCAGUUACAUCACGGCGUGUCAGCUAAAUGUGGGAGGAAAGCCCGAAGUGAUGCAGGCCUCAGACGUUUAC